This is a messenger RNA of Procambarus clarkii (red swamp crayfish), 7975 nucleotides long. The record is from RefSeq and is a predicted model, not a curated record. Lineage: Eukaryota; Metazoa; Arthropoda; Malacostraca; Decapoda; Cambaridae.
UGGAACCCAUAGUUUGGGGGCAGUUGAAAACGUCGCUUGAGGAAUCUAAGGAGCGGUCAGGUGGCGGGGCUUCUUCAGGGAAAUGCGUUAGGGCUAAUCUUUCUCCUCAGGGCUCUUCUGCUUAUGCUUUCCUUUCCAGUAAUAUUAAGUCGAGUAAGGAGUGUGCGUCCGAUCCCAGUACGGAAUUAGGUGACGACUCGAGUAGAAAUAAGAAAGACUUCAUUGCCUUCAUGGAGGGGGUAAAGGCUUCCAUUGAGGCCACCAGCCGGAAAAGUAAACAAACUCAACCUCAAAGAGAUGACAGUUCUAGUGGUGAAUUUAGUACGGAAUUAAUAGUUGAAGUUAAUUCGGUGCUAGAUAAACUGAAAAAUAACAUUUGUAAAUCUAAGAGCCAGACCUUCACUUGUAUGGAAGAACAAGGAGAGCCGGAGGGUCAGGACCCAGAACUGCUUUCACUUAUCGAUCGCCUCCAGGUGUCACUUGGAGGUGUCCUGUUGGAUCGUGAGGUUGACGAGGAUAGUAAACGAGUGGAGAAGGAUAAGGGGAACGGGCGGGCCGCAGCAUCACGAUCUGAUGGAAAGAAAGAUGCUGAAGACAACAACGUUGAAGACGUUGAGGGUGAAGAGGAGGAGGAGGAGGAGGAAGAGGAUGGGGAGGGGGAAGGGGAUGGCGAAGAAGAGGAAGAUGAAGAGGAAGACGAAGAGGAAGAAGGUGAGGAAGAAGAGGAGGACGAGGAGGAGGAUGAGGAGCUCGAAGAGCCAAAGACUGUUAUAGAAGCUAAUGAAGGCCCCAUGAGGAACUCCAGUGGAAUAAUUAAAUCUAGCUCAGCAGGAGCCCUCAACUCUCCAUCAUAUGGAUCAUCCGGAUCUGGAAGUCCCUUAGUCAUUACCGGUGGUCUCAAGUUUAGUGUUAACCUCAAUGACACGAAAGGUAUUGUUCUUCAAGUCGACGAACUCACAUCCAAGAAACAGCAAAGCCAGCUGCCCCAGUCUUCGGAGAACACCACAUCAAAAACAGGAACCAAUAGCCACCGUACUCUAGAGCGAGAGAACAGCCUCAACGAGGCCAGAGGUGUUCUCUCCUCAGCAAUAGGGAAAUGUAAAUCCCGCGAGGAGUUAGCAAGACAGCCAUCUUCUGAAAUCGACGAUGGGGAAGAAAUUCAUGACGAUAGCGAAGAUGUGUUUACAAGAGCACGUGAAGAUAGUGAAUCAGUGUCUACUAGAGAUGGCACACCGGACAGUAGGAUGAGUGACUCAGACACCUCCCGAAGGAAAGAGAAGAGAGAUAUUCCAUGGAAGAUCAGGGCAGCGAAGAAGCGGAUCGAGAGACCUACACCAGCUUUCAUGAAGGAUGAAAAUGCAUCCAUUAACAGUGCUUCAGUGUCUGUGUAUUCACACUUAGCAGGUGCUGCAAUUGUUUCAAAGCGACAGAAAGCCUACAACGAUUUGUGGGGCUCAAAACCAACACCUUAUCGCCUUCCAUUGCCUAAUGAAAGCCGUUCUGUAAGUAAUGUAUCCGAGAUAAAAAAGACCUGGCAAUCUGUUUUGCACUCUAAUUCAUUAGAACAAGUGGGAUAUAUACACAAACCUGUACAGUCAAAAACAGCUCAAGAUUAUAAGAGAGAGUACGGUCAUAUUGUCACAUCGUUCUCUGCAGGACACAUGAACCCUCAUAGAUCUGUAGCUCGUGUUACUCUGGACCAUACCAGUGAUAAGAGUGACUCCGAGGACUCCGAUGACGAGGGAGAGGUUUUCUCUAUCAAGCCAUAUGAAGAGAAGAUGGGAAGUAAAACUCAGGUUCCAGGAGUAUUUCACAAGCAGAAUGAGCAACAAAUUGUUAAACCAGGUGUUGGUUUCCAAAAACUUGAGAAAUCUGAUGUUCUUAAGAAGACUGAUUACUUUAAAGAAAAGGCUUUUGAAGCUCAGUCAGUUCCGAUAGCAGAAAAGGCUCCCGAGGUGAAUAAAAGACACAAAAAUCCACAGCAUCAGAGCCAACAGUCAGCUGUCCCUUGUAUUCCUGCACGUCAGCAGCUUAGCACUGUAGUACCAGUACUACCCAAGCGUCCAACAUCCCUAGCAAUUCAGCCAACAGUUCCAGAUUGUCGCCCUGGACACAUACAAUCAACUUAUGCACCAGAAGCACACACCGAGCCGCCACCACCACCCUUACCACAACGGGGAGAGCAUCCCCAGCCACCACCAGUGCCUCAACGACCAGACCUUCCACAGAGAAUGGAUGCUGGUCCCAGUGAUGCUAAUUAUCAGUACCAUCCACCUACAGCCAACCAGGUUCACAACGUCAGUUCCAGCAAGUCACUCUCAAGGUCCAAGUCAACCCCUGCUGCCAAUGUUGCGUCUGGUCAUCUGGAGUUAAAUAUCCCAUAUAGCAGUGUAGCCAGAAAAUCUAGGGGUAGUUUGGAAGAUACUAUGCAUACAGAUAUACACAAAGUGGGCUUUACUGCAGCAGUUGCUGAGAGAACUAUUAGAACUAACCAAGUGAGUCGCAUACAGGAUAUGAUUCAGAAGCAGGUCUCUGCGGGGGCUGAAGAAACUAACGCAGCUCAUUUUGUUAGGAAUGAAAUCUCACGAACAAGGAGCGCAGGGUCUGUUGCCGGAAUGGUCAAAAACGUCGAUAGUAACCAAAAUGAAUUUGAAACACAAGGCAAUUUUGAGGACCUUCAAAACCAACACGGAGAGCUGGGCCAAGCAGCCAGCGCCAGUACAGGGAUGUCCGAUGAUCCAAGCUCCAAACUCUUCACCCCAGAGAUGCUAGUGAAAAUUGCGGUUCACAAAGCGGCUAUCAAUAAACAAUUGAGUUUCGGUGAGGAACAAAGGCGAUCAGGAAUGGUACGGGCGAGCUCAGCGGACGCAGGCGACUCGCCGCCCCCGCACCGACACACUCACCCAUACCGGCGCAUGAACACUGUAGGAGGACCAGAGACGGCUGCCACAGAGCACAAGAACACGGUGUGGAAGGGGGUGCACGAACACACCCGGGAACAGCAGGUAUUACGGAGAAAACAAGAGGAAGAGGAAGAGAAAAGGCAAGAGUCUCAAAGGCUACAACAGUUGCAGCAGCAACAAGAAAUGCUGCAACAGCAGGAAAUGCAAAAACAAAAAGAAGUACAAAGGCAACAAGAUUUGCAUAAACAAAAAGAAUUGCAGAAGCAACAGGACUUGCAGAAACAAUUAGAAAUGCAAAGACAGCAGGAAUUACAGAGGCAACAGGAUUCGCAACGUAAGAAAGAUAAACAAAAACAAAGGGAGCAGCAGCAGCAGCAAGAACUUCAGAGACAAGCUGAACUGCAAAAACAACAAGAAAUGCAGAGACAGCAAGAGUUGAAAAAGCAAGAAGAAUUUAAGAGACAUCAAGAGUUGAAAAAACAGGAAGAAUUUAAGAGACAUCAAGAGUUGAAAAAACAGGAAGAAUUUAAGAGACAGGAAGAGUUGAGAAGGCAGCAAGAGUUGCAAAGACAGGAAGAGUUGAGAAGGCAGCAAGAGUUGCAAAGACAGGAAGAGUUGAGAAGAAGGCAGCAAGAGCUGCAACGGCAGCAAGAGUUGCAAAGGCAGGAAGAGCUGAAAAGGCAGCAAGACUUGCAAAGACAAGAGGAGCUGAGAAGGCAGGAAGAGUUGCAAAGGCAGGAAGAGUUGCGAAGAAGGCAACAAGAGCUGCAACGGCAGCAAGAGUUGCAAAGGCAGCAAGAGUUGCAAAGACAGCAAGAGCUACAACGGCAACAAGAGCUGCAACGGCAACAAGAGCUGCAACGGCAGCAAGAGUUUAAGAGGCAGCAGGAGCUGCAAAGGCAGGAAGAAUUCAGAAAGCAGCAAGAGCUGCAAAGACAAGAAGAGUUGAGACGACAGCAAGAGUUAGAAAAACAACAAAAAGAGUUGCAAAUGCAGCAAGAACUACAAAGGCAGCAGGAAGAACUGCAGCAGCAGAUAUUAAAACAACAAGAACAGAUUCGCCAGCAGCAGGAGCUUAUAAAGCAGCAACAGCUUCUGCUACAGACCCAACAACAGAUGCACAAUUCUCCACCGAUCCAGUUGCAACCUUCCCAACCACAGCUAAGUAAUAUUUAUCAACCUGGAAAGCCUCUAAGUGCUGUCCAACAAGCAGUAUUGGAAGAGACCUCAAAAACUGCCGAGACAAAUGCAACUACAGUUGCACAACAGAUGCAAACAACUAACUUAGGGAGAGUUGUUGAAAGUCAGGAUCCAGUCCGACAGGGGCGUCGGCCUACUCGAGUUUCCCUCACACGACAGGGCAGUGUUGAAGGCGCUGCCGGGCUGGUUACCGCUGCACUUUCCCGCCAUCAGUCCCGUGAGGAACUAGUACGCCAGAGGAGUCAUUCUGCAUCCGGCAGGACUACUAGCCAAAGCUCCCAAGGCUGUGGGUCUAAUCCCGAUAUGGAAGACUAUUUUGGCGACUGUGAUACUGAAGCAAAUGAUGAUGAGGUCUUCGUGGGUGACAGUGCUCAUAAAAUUCAACAUGUAAGUGCUAUGCAAUUUGGCAUCAGUGCUGAAUCAGUUCCUAGUGCAAAAGAAGCAUCAUAUCCUGUUAAAGUUCCUUGGUCCAUCCAUAAUCCUUCACCUCAUGCAGUGCCAAAACCUCUGCCCAAAUCUCCUGCAGAUGUAUCAAGUCUCCGCCGUGUGCAAAGCCAACGAGGCUCACCAGGGCAAGAUAUACACAAAGUAGCAUCUCCUGAAAUGGACCGAGUCAAAAGUUCCUCUGUGUCUUCAUUGCCUGAACGGAUUCAGUCUCCACCUCAAAAUCCUAAAAUAAGAGCUUUCCAAAAGAAUUUUUCAUUUGAUAAUGUUUCCUUUAGUAAUCCAAGUUCAUCAGCAUCUUCACUUCCAGAUUCUCCUAAGCUUAUGCACAGCCCAGAACCAGUUCGUAAGGGUAUAUUUGGUGGUCGAUCAGCGUCCAUAUCGGAAACUGACAGAACAAAGAGUUCGUCAGUAACAUGUUUGAGUGUCCAUUCAAGUCAAGAACAGAACAGCUCAAAUCCUGUAAGAACUGGAAUCACUGGUUCUGUAUUCAACCCUGCAACACGUGACGAUGUUCGUACAAAAAGCUCGUCAUUCUCCACCCUUCAGGAACCUACACAUGCUAAGCCUCCAGCACAGAGUAUUGGAUUCCAAAAUGCUGUACUUGGACGUGUCACACAGUCUCUGAAAAGUGUUAAAGGUCCUGAUACAAAGAAUCAUCAAACAUUCCCACAGUCAGAUAAGUUUAGUUUGGAAGCCCAACCUGUUUCUAAGCUUGGCAGUACGCCUGCUAUGCCGUCUGUGAAGUUAAAAGCUUCAGACUAUGUGGUGCCUCCACUUCCAACAACUGCUAUGCGUCAACAACAGCUUCGAGACCAGCAACUGCAGAAAGUAUCCCAUUGGGGCAGUGUUUCCGAUAACACCAUGAAACCAAAGGCGUCCGAGUUCAGUGUUCCUCCACUUCCAACUACCAAUUUUCCUCCUCAACACGGAGUGUCUCGGUGGAGCAGCGUCCCAGAUUCUGUUUCCAAAACCAAGCCCUCAGAAACUGCAGCCCCUCCUUUACCUAUAUCUAGUAACCGUGGGCGGCUGCACUCUGCUCCUAGUCAAGAUCCCAGAGCGACAGGCCAAGAACCUUCCGCCUCACCUUCAAGUAACAAGAAUAUUUCCUCCACAACCAAUCAUUUUGAGCCUACAACCACAGCAUCCAAGAUGACAGGAGACGCCAAGACUUCCUCUACAGUGUCCCCCUUCGGCGUCUCCCGCACCUCCGUCGUCACCGACUCCCGCAGCUCCAACCAAGCAUCCAAUGUCCAAAAGAGUUCCUAUUCUUCAAGCUUCUCCACCUCCAGCACUUCCAAUUCAUCAUCUUUCAUCUCCAAAACCGACAGCAAAAAGGUUGUGUCUCCAUUUGAUAAAUUCAAGCAAUUGGACGCACAAACUUCCCCCCGCCCCGCAAGCUCUAAGUCGAAGUCUGCGGGUGGUGGCCCACUUUUCCAAUUAUCCAGUCAACUGAGUCGCAGCGCCUCUGGGGUGAAGGAUAUGCUGCUGACGUGGUGCCAGUGCCGCACCCGCGACUAUAAGGGAGUAAAGAUAGAAAACUUCAGCACAAGUUGGAAUGAUGGUAUGGCCUUCUGCGCUCUCAUCCACCACUACUACCCAGAUGCCUUCGACUUUGAUAAACUUGACCCUAAGAAUCGUCGUUACAACUUUGAUCUCGCUUUCCGAGUGGCAGAUGAGAAAGCUGGAAUUAUGCCUCUCCUGGAUGUUGAUGACAUGGUUAUGAUGAAGAAGCCAGAUUGGAAGUGCGUCUUUACUUAUGUCCAAAGUCUCUACAAGCGCCUUAAGGAUGAAUAAGCACAACUUUAAGGAACAAAAAGGUCAUGAAAUGCUCCCCUUCCCUGUUUUAUAAUGAAAGUAUUUCUAUUACAUUUGAUUAAGAGUACCAUGUACUUGUCCACUGUAGUACCUUUUGUGUGUCGUAGCUUCCAUGACAAAUACAUCCAACCAGGUGACCGUGUCAUCUGCACCCUGGAGUGUCUGCAGCUGUUGUGUAUGUAGUUGUUCAAUAGCAUAUUUGCACUUUCCCGUUUACUAGAUCUGAUAAAAUACCACUUAGUUAUAUGUAUUUACCGUAUUUAUUUAUUUAUUUCUUGUCCAUAUUCUUCUGGGACCAAAUUCAUAAAUAGGAUUUCAGUCAAGUGUGUUUCUACAUGACUGAUGAGUCUGGAAUACAAAAAUAGUCAACAAAAAUACUGUAUAAGAAUGUAGAGUGAGGCAGUAUUGGAAACAAAUCCAGAGCGUUAGAAGCCAUAUCAAUAAUUUCAUAGUGCUGAUCAUAUGAUACAAGUGCCAUGGGAGAUUCAUUAAUUUGAAAGACUUUCAGUAGCAAAUCACAUCCUAUAUGUCCAUAUAUGAUCUACCCUACUUGAAUAUCUUGAAAUUGGUGAAUAUCUAAGAAUCAUGGUGCUUAUUGAUAAUUCUAUGUUUUAUAAUUUAGUUUCAGAAUUUUGUACGUUAUAUAUCAAGUCAUUCAUAAGAGUGUAUAUUACCGCAUUUGUGAAAAGUACUGUAGUGACAAACUCCUCCAAUGUUUAUCUAACAUUUGUGCUAUAGUACGUUCUUAUAAUACAGAGCUCAAUAUAUUUGUCUGCAAGGUAUAUCAUUUAGAUUUAGCAUCAUUGAAAUAGAUAACCAUUACUAGGGUUAGGGGCGAUGCUUUUUAUAUCAAGCUAUAAUAUAUUCUGCAAAAAAUGUCCAUUUCUGAAGGUCAUGAAGUUGCUACCAAGAUAUAGAAUAGAAUUCUUAGUCUAUACUCAAUGUGUUUCAGAUUUUAAUGCUGAUACUUAUUUGUUUCCCUUAGAUUUAUUUAAAUUUUGUUUAACAGAAAUUUCUGAAUUUCUGUCAGUAUGAGGUUUUAAACCAAAAUCAUAAUACUUUUCCAUAUCUCAGCCAAGAGUGGUUAUUUCACAUUCAUGUUACCUUUCGCAGCUAAAUUUAGCAAUUUUGUGCUGUGAUAACUAUUGUGACAUAAUUUGGUGCCAAUCAGUGUCUUAUCUAUAAGUAUAUAUAAAUAUAUUAUAUAUUAAGAUGAGUUAAUGUCUAUGAUAGUGUAUGGAAAGGAAUGAGGGAUUAGAAACGCUUCCUAAUUGGAAUUUACUCGAUGCACAGUUACCAUGUUGAAGUAUACAUGGUGUUUUAUGUAUAGAGUAAAUAGAAAUUGAUGGCAUCAGUUCCCUUAGUUUUAAAUGAGAUAUUUUAUAUAUGUAACUUGUUUCACAGUUAUUUCUAACCCAUUUCAUAUUGUAAUGAACACACACUUCAAGAUUCUGGCUUCAAAAUACAGUACUAUAUCAUAAUCUUUAAGGUAAGAAGAAUGUUCAGAAAAUUUGUGAUUCAAGACUUGUGUGCUUAAACUUAUUACUGUACGCCACGCUUAUGGAGCCUUACUCAUGAGAACUUAUGAUAGAAUAAAUGUGAAUAAAAUA